This is a messenger RNA of Cephus cinctus (wheat stem sawfly), 1543 nucleotides long. RefSeq lists its product as uncharacterized. The coding region runs from base 113 to 1171 and encodes 352 amino acids. Lineage: Eukaryota; Metazoa; Arthropoda; Insecta; Hymenoptera; Cephidae. The transcript has 6 exons. The record is from RefSeq and is a predicted model, not a curated record.
UACACAAAACAAUCAAAAAUGUUCGGUAACGAUUGUUUAACGAACUCUCGAAUUUGCCUAAAAAUGGAACGAAAAUUUUUGUGCAAUAAAUUAUUUGCAGUAUCGUGUUGUUAUGCUAGAAAUUCUUGCAUUAUGCAGCUGUGCCUGUGUCGCCUGUCUUUGGUGUGCAAGCACUCUUGAAUCUGAUAAAAAAUCGAAAUCACAUCGUAAACGUCAUAAGAGAUUUAAUCGUAGUUCAAGUUGUCCAGCAAAUAGAAAUUCUUCAUACAAAAAAAACCCAAAGUCCUGUCAAAAUGUAUCAUGUUCAUUGAAUACACCAUUUGUAUGUUGCAAAUGCAACAAAAGAUCCCGUAAACAAUUACGACGUGACCAAAAUUGUGACACUGCACGCAGCGCUUCAAAUUUCUGCAAAUCAUAUCCAAUUGUUUGUUGCUGCUCGGAUCCUGGUGCACAAAAUACGGUAUUCAAAAAAUCCACAAAAUCAUCAACCACAUCGUAUGCACCGCCACCGACUACCUCAUUACCAACAAUGUGCAAAAAUACUGGCAUCGACAGUGCUCUACUUUCUAAUCAAUGCUCCAAACAGUCACGAUCGAGAAUGCAUGAAGUGAGCAACAAUGAACAAACCAUGAAUUUUUCGCUGAAUUCACCAGAGGAUAUAUCUUAUAACAUUUCACAAGAUCCAAUACAGCCAUUUUUUAAAUCACUGGCACCAACCAAUGGCGUAGUACCAGAAUUUGUACAACGUCCUGUCUAUUCUAGGCUUCGAUCUCCACGUACUAAUUAUUACAACUCAAUCAAGAGUUGGUCUCCACGUUAUGCAAAACCCUCAUCGAAUUUCUCUACGGCAUUUACCGGCGCUCCAUCGUACAAGCUUAUAUGUAAAACGUGCCAAUUGGACAAGCACAAGUGCAUUUGUGCUAAUUUCUGGUGUAAUCCAAUAAUCAGAGCCGGAUAUCCACAAUUUUUUGGAUCGAAUUUUUCUUUUUCGUCCGAUUCUCCAGAAUUUCCUACAAAGGGUGCACUCCCCGAUCGUGCACCUAUCCUUCUGUAUCCAUGGUCAACUGUUCGUCUCCCACCGACGUCCGAUUUGCGUGGAACAAAUUUGAAAAAUAAAAAAUCGCGAAAAAUAUUAUCCUCGGCUUGUAAACGCCAGAAAUCAGGAAAGUGAGAGAAACCCGAACGUAAACGAUGAUCAGUAGUUUUUGUAAUACUUCAAUAAUUUGUACAACUUGCGCAACAGUACUUUACCUCUUAUGAUUAGAAUUUAUAAUAAACUUUGCAUAACGUCAACAAAUAUAAUUUUUUAAGAGGAAAAAUUUCUACGACUAUACGUCUCAAUAUAUUAUUAUACACAGAAUGCAAUUACAAAUGGAACACAUGCAUUGAAAAUACGUCGAGCAUGGGCAAUGAUUAUCAGCAGAGGACAUUUAUUUAAUUAUAAUUUCCUUGUUCACCGUUUAUUAUACAAUCCAUCAUACAAAUUACUAUGAAACAACACUUAUUGAGGUGUACUAAAAUAAAAAUUGUUACUUAAUCAUCA